AUGGUGAGAUUCGCACAGGGGCGGCGCGGGCACUCUGCCCUGAUGCCGCUGUUUUUCUUCGCGUUCCUUCUGCUCGCCGGUCCCGCAGUCGCUUCAAUCGGCGACCAACUGCCUGAGUUUAGGGAGUGUGUCGAGAUAUGUAAACGUGAAAACUGCGGCCCGGACGCAGAGCACCAGACGCCGAUCCCCCUCUACCGCCGCCUCCUCCUCUGGACCUGCCCGUCCGAAUGCGACUACACCUGCCAACACAUCACGACCGCCGCGCGGCAGUCGUCCACCCCGCCGCUCCCCGUCGUCCAAUUCCACGGCAAAUGGCCCUUCUACCGCCUCUGGGGCAUGCAGGAGCCCGCGAGCGUGCUCUUCUCGCUCGGCAAUCUCGCCGCGCACUACCACGGCCUCCACUACCGCGUCCUGCCGCGCAUCCCGCCAUCGUACACGAUGCGGCCCUUCUACGUCGCGCUCGCCCGGCUGGGCAUGGUCACGUGGCUGCUGAGCGCCGUGUUCCAUACCCGCGACUUCCCCCUGACGGAGCAGCUGGACUAUUUCGCCGCGGGCGCGUCGGUGCUGUAUGGUAUGUACUAUGCCGUGGUGAGGAUCUGGCGGCUGGAUCGGUCCACGCCGGCGGCGGGGAGGGGGCUGAGGAUGUGGACGGCCGUGUGUGCCGGCUUGUAUGUGGCGCACGUCGGGUACCUGAAGUUGUGGCGGUGGGAUUACACGUACAAUACGCUGGCGUGCGUCGUGUGCGGCGUGGUGCAGAACGUGCUGUGGAGCUGGUUCAGCUGGACGAGGUAUGCCAGCACGGGCAAGGCGUGGGCGGCGUGGCCGGGGAUGGUGGUCGCAUGGGUGAUCAUGGCGAUGAGCCUGGAGUUGUUUGAUUUCCCGCCGCUUUUGGGUAGCGUCGAUGCGCAUAGCUUAUGGCAUUUGGGGACGAUCGCGCCGGCGGUGUUGUGGUAUAAGUGA
Molecule: messenger RNA, 960 nt
Organism: Parathielavia appendiculata
Lineage: Eukaryota; Fungi; Ascomycota; Sordariomycetes; Sordariales; Chaetomiaceae
Product: Per1-domain-containing protein
Exons: 3
Coding region: 1-960 (319 amino acids)
Biological process (GO): GPI anchor biosynthetic process
Cellular component (GO): endoplasmic reticulum membrane
Molecular function (GO): hydrolase activity, acting on ester bonds
Source: RefSeq, a predicted model, not a curated record